Ahaetulla prasina is the source of this 1877-nucleotide messenger RNA. RefSeq lists its product as uncharacterized. NCBI's taxonomy places the organism in Eukaryota, Metazoa, Chordata, Lepidosauria, Squamata, Colubridae. The transcript is spliced from 2 exons. Bases 79 to 1446 code for a protein of 455 amino acids. The record is from RefSeq and is a predicted model, not a curated record.
UCCAGCCUCGAACUCCUUACUCGCAAACCUAACACUGGCGACGAUCAGGACAAAGAAAAAGAACCCAGCCCUCCCAAGAUGGCCAACUCUGCCAACAAACUGGAACCAUUUGAUCCAGCGGAAGAGUCAUGGGAGAUGUUCAUGAUAAGAUUCAAUUGCUUUCUCCAUUUCAACGACAAUAGCCAACUACCUGAUGAUAAAAAACGGUCGUUUUUCCUCACCAACUGCGGCUCGAAAGUAUUCCGGAUGGCGGUGAACCUAUUGUCUCCAAGGCCAGUCCACCAAGUCGACUGGUCCGUCCUGCAAGAGACACUUAAAGCUUACUAUGAACCGACUCCAUCGAAAUACUCCCAGCGUUUUGAUUUCCGCAUGCGUCUCCAGCUAGAGGGGGAACCUAUCGCUGACUUUAUCGCUUCCCUUCGGCAAGCCUCCUCCAUGUGCGAGUUUGGGGCAUACCUAGAUGAAGCAUUGCUGGAUCAAUUCAUUUGGGGCUUAAGGGACGGCCAGCUGAGAAGGAUGCUACUGGCUAGACGAAACCUCUCGUUAACCACCGCAAUUGAUGAGGCUACAGUAUACGAGCAAUCACACCGAGCAGCUCUAAAGAUGCAGCAGCCAGGGGUGAGUAGGGCUCCACCAGCCUAUCGAGAGGCACCGGUUCAUUACGAGUCCGCCCAAGCCCACACUUCAAGCUCCAACUCCUUCGAAGAGGGGGAGGAAGAAGAGGCGACAACAGUUUGUCGAACAGAGCGUUCUCCCCGGAAAAAAAGUUUUGAGUUUCCCUGCUCUAGCUGUGGGGGAAACCAUCAGAGAAACAACUGCCGUUUCCGUGAUGCAACGUGUCGUCGUUGUGAGAAGAAAGGCCAUUUGGCUCACGUCUGCAGGGCUACAUCGCCGAUUCAAGUUUCCCGCCAGAGAAAUCGCGGGGAAUGGCGGCCAGCUAGCCAGCAGACAUCCCCGCGCAGGCGCGAACAAAAUGGCCGCCAACAGAAGGGCGCGUAUGCAAACCUAAUCACCAUUGGCAGCGCCAUCACAAAACCAGAAGAAAAAACGUACACCAUGGUCACAGUAGAUGGGAAAAAGAUCAAGAUGGAGGUCGACACCGGAUCGCCCAUCACUAUCGUAUCCUGGCCUAUAAUUCAAAAGUUGUUGCCGCACAUUAAGGAAAAUCACCUACAAGCCCAAUACCUGCGCAUCCGUGAUUUCCAAGGCAACAAAGUUCCCGUGAAAGGCACGGCCACCGUAAACGUAGUCUAUGGGCAAUAUAAAGAGAAGCUGCCUAUCACCAUCGUGCAAGGCAACCUCCCAAGCCUCAUGGGUUGGGAUUGGAUCCGGAAAUUAGGGAUCGGGUUAUUUGGAGUACUCGAGAUCAACGCUGACUGCCAAUAUAGGAAGGAUGACCUCCUUCGUGAAUUCCAAGAUGUGUUCACCGGAACCUUGGGCAAUUGACUCAAACCUAAGAGGACUGGAUGACUCACCUGACCCCAUCACCAACCCAACAGCGAUUAUUCCACCAGGAUUUGAAGAAACAACCACAAACAAUCCACAAAAUAGAGACCCAUUGGAAAAGAGGGGAGGCACAGGAAACACCUCCGAAUCAAUGGAAGAGCUGGGAAGUGGGGAGGGCACCUCCAACCAGCAUGUGUCCCCCGCCACAGCUGAGCAGGUUUCUCCCACCAAACCUGAACUGCGUAGGUCAAGUAGAAACAGGGAACGCCCGAAUUAUCUACGAGACUAUUAUGAAUAUUAUUACAAUUGCUAAACUUGCAAACCUGGGUGAAGUGAAAUUCAGGGGGGGAGGAGUGUUGUGUAUGAUCCCAUUGGUGGGAAAUCCCAGCGGGAAAUUCCAGCGGGAAAACAUUUGAAUCCUAUUGGUGACC